ACAGCCUAGGAGUAGUUGAUAGACUAGGAAGGCUGGUUGCCUAGUAUUUAGCAGGAAGGGGAGGCCUCUUUACCGACAGGAAACUGAAAGUAUACUCCUUUACAGAGAGAGGGAGGAGACUGCGGCAGCGGCAGCGGCUGGUGGGAGCCCGAUGUGGCAGAGGGGCAGCCGCCGCCGACCGGGAGGCGGAGGGCCCGCGAAGCUCAGAGCUGGGGAUACCGCCGCCAUCCUCCUCGCCUACCCCACAGCCCUCCUAGACGCGCUCCCCGCCUACAGAUCCACCCCUCCCAGCCCGUGCAAGCACCCGGCUCGUCGCCUGCUGAUCCUCCUUCGACACAGGCUCACCGCGGAGGCAGCAGCGAGGUGCAUGAAGACCCCCAACACACAGGAGGCCGAAGGGCAACAAACCAGGGCAGCUUCGGGACGGGCUACUGGGUCCACAAACAUGACGAAGAAAAAAACCUCCCAAAAGAAGCAGAGAGGCAGACCUUCAUCCCAGUCCCGCAGGAACAUCGUGGGCUGCAGAAUUUCACAUGGAUGGAAGGAAGGUGAUGAGCCCAUCACCCAGUGGAAAGGAACCGUUCUGGAUCAGGUACCUCCUGACCAGCCUUGCCCACCUCAAGCACACAGGGAAGCUGUGAUGGAAGUUUGUGCAGCUCUGUUUCCAGGCAUGAAGACCCCCAACACACAGGAGGCCGAAGGGCAACAAACCAGGGCAGCUUCGGGACGGGCUACUGGGUCCACAAACAUGACGAAGAAAAAAACCUCCCAAAAGAAGCAGAGAGGCAGACCUUCAUCCCAGUCCCGCAGGAACAUCGUGGGCUGCAGAAUUUCACAUGGAUGGAAGGAAGGUGAUGAGCCCAUCACCCAGUGGAAAGGAACCGUUCUGGAUCAGGUGCCUAUAAAUCCCUCUCUUUAUCUGGUGAAAUAUGAUGGAAUUGACUGUGUCUAUGGACUGGAACUUCACAGAGAUGAAAGAGUUUUGUCUCUUAAAAUUCUUUCCGAUAGGGUGGCAUCAUCUCAGGUCGGUGAUGCCAACCUUGCAAACACCAUAAUUGGUAAAGCUGUGGAACAUAUGUUUGAGGGUGAGCAUGGUUCUAAGGAUGAAUGGAGGGGAAUGGUCUUAGCCCAAGCACCUAUCAUGAAAGCCUGGUUUUAUAUUACCUAUGAGAAAGAUCCUGUCUUAUACAUGUACCAGCUUCUAGAUGAUUAUAAAGAAGGAGACCUCCGUAUCAUGCCAGAGUCCAGUGAGUCUCCUCCAGCAGAGAGGGAGACAGGAGGAGUUGUAGAUGGCCUGAUAGGUAAACAUGUGGAAUAUACCAAAGAAGAUGGCUCCAAACGGAUUGGCAUGGUCAUUCACCAAGUGGAAGCCAAACCCUCUGUGUAUUUCAUCAAGUUUGAUGAUGAUUUCCAUAUCUAUGUCUAUGAUUUGGUGAAAAAGUCCUAACUGUUAGGGUAAACUUUGCCACAUUUGUGAGAACAAAUGUAUACUUUGUAGACGUGCAAAACAAUGUUGCUUUUCAGUGUAUUGAAAGCUUAAGGGUCCCUGUUAAUUCAACAUCUUUGCCAGCAUAACUGUUGUUUUUUUUUUUUUUUUUUUUGAAAAUACAAAUUUAUGUGGACAUGA
Molecule: messenger RNA, 1627 nt
Organism: Prionailurus viverrinus (fishing cat)
Lineage: Eukaryota; Metazoa; Chordata; Mammalia; Carnivora; Felidae
Product: spindlin-2
Exons: 4
Coding region: 152-1447 (431 amino acids)
Biological process (GO): gamete generation; regulation of DNA-templated transcription
Cellular component (GO): nucleoplasm; cytosol
Source: RefSeq, a predicted model, not a curated record